UAUAUUUUUAUAAAGAUAUAUUAUUUUUUAAUAAAUUACAUAAAUAAAAAAUAAUAUUUUUAUUUUGAAAAAAAAAAUAAAUUAUAUAUAUAUAUAUAUAUAUAUAAAUAUAUAUAAAUGAACAUUUAUAUAUAUAUAUAUGCAUUUAUUUAUAUAUAUAAUAUUAUAUAAUAAUAUUUUUUUAUU
This is a messenger RNA of Ichthyophthirius multifiliis, 186 nucleotides long. RefSeq lists its product as hypothetical. The record is from RefSeq and is a predicted model, not a curated record. The annotation marks the transcript as partial. The transcript has a single exon. NCBI's taxonomy places the organism in Eukaryota, Ciliophora, Oligohymenophorea, Hymenostomatida.